This is a messenger RNA of Haliotis rufescens (red abalone), 4959 nucleotides long. RefSeq lists its product as uncharacterized. The record is from RefSeq and is a predicted model, not a curated record. The transcript is spliced from 4 exons. The coding region runs from base 127 to 1866 and encodes 579 amino acids. Lineage: Eukaryota; Metazoa; Mollusca; Gastropoda; Lepetellida; Haliotidae.
UGUGGGUACAUACAACUUUCCACGCAUUGUCACUCGAAGUGCCGUUAUUCAUGCGUUUAGCGCACAGUGCAUGCCGAUGGUGACGGUGUUUCAAAGACGCCGCGACCUGCACGCGACUCAGGGACCAUGGAUGAUGGAAAAAGCAGGGAUGGGGAUGAAAUUGAGGUCAAGGUCAUAGAUGAAGGUGACUCCAAAAUUAUUCAAAAUGGUUCGGAGAAAGCUACUGCAAACAGAUCGGAUUCUCAAGCCCCAGACAUGAACAUGAUAACCCAGUCAGAUUCCAGUAUUCAGGAUAUUGACCAAUCAGAAUCUGCCAAUAUGAAUGAAACUGAAGAUGAGCUACCUGAUUAUGAGAACAGACCCAGUGACAAUGAGAAGGGCAUUACGGAAUCACAGGUUUAUGAGGAAACUGCAGCCAGACAAUCAGAUAUUAUCAAAAACCAAUCAGAGGACAGUGCAGAGUUGAGUGUGGAGGAACGUGACCUUGGGGUGUAUGAAGAUGAGGAUGAAUCUGACUUUGACGAGGCAGUGGCUGACCUUGACCUGGAACUUGAACCAGAAAUUCUGGGGGAAAAGCUGAUAGACAGUAUGCUCAGAAAAGGAAGUAAAUCUGCAACUUCCACUCGUAAAAGUCGAAUUGAAUCAGCCUUGUCCAAUAUAGAUGAGGCUGAGGAACUGUCACAGCCAUCUUGUGUUGAGGAUGGGGUGACGACUGUGGAUGUUGCCCAACAUGGAAGGCGGCCAGCCACUAGUGGAUGUGAAACCGAUGCCCCAUUGUCUCGUGCGAAGGUCAACACCCCGGCUAGUAUUAGUGCAUACACAGAUGUGACGGCGGAAAUCAGGAAUUUGGAGUCAAGAGACACAACAAGGAAUCUUGAGACACGAGAAGCUGUGUUCCGUCGCGCCCUGACGUUGAUGUCCAACCGCUGUACCAGCGUCACCCAGAAUCCAGCAGACGUCACAAUGCCGUCUGCUCUGAUCAGCGUGGAUGAACCUCCAUUCGGGGUCACUCAACCAGAGUAUUUCUACAUCCAUCAGCGGCGGCCUUCACCCAUGGCUCCCCUCAAGGCAUGGCGUGGUUACAAUGGCAAUGUGUACUUUGAGCCGAUCUCAAUUAAAUCAGUUUCAAAGGGGAAGGCCACUGACCCCAGUGAUGCAGUUCAAGCAGCUCAGCUGGCGAAGUAUGACCCUCGUCUCGGGGUCUCCAGUUACACACCCAGUGCCAGGCCUGCCUCGACACCACCCUCACGCUCCAACACAAGAGAGUCCAUACGUAGCUCGGUGACUCGACGACCCAUCACACAACGACAAAUGACUGUGUUCGAUCGUGGGCCGGGCACGCCCAACUUCAAUCCACGUCAACAAGAGAACCUGGCCUGGGUUGAAAAACAACAGGAGACCGGUAGCCUGGCGAUGAGGCCACCCAGCUCAUCGAGUCGGGAGGCAAAACUAGCAGCAUGCAACCGAGAAAAAAUUGUAAAAGGAUCAGUAGUGCAGAGGUUACGUGAACAAAAACAAGCCGGGCUGAGGAAACCUCAACUCACUGUGAAUGGUGACAAGUUUACACCAGCGCAUACCAUGUCCCCGCUGCUCCGUACACAGACUCAGUAUUCCCAUAGCAACCAGCGGAUGACGAUGAACAGCCCCGAUCCGCAUCACAGCGUGUACGAUCAUCUUCCUCCCCUGGACCAGAUCCGGGCCAGCUUACGUCACAUGGAACACGUGGACAGUAUGAGUGAGCCGUCCUACAACCGACUGUCACCGUACGGCAGAAAGGUCACCCUCACCGAUGAACUGAAACCUUUCAUCAAAUACAGCCCCGAUAUCCGUGCCAAGUACUUGAAACGGGUGCAGUAUCUCACAUGAACACCCCAGACCCGUGCUGUGAUUUGAAAUGAUACAUUCUUCCUUGAUGUAGAUGUGCUGACACGGAUCGGAUUUAGUCCAUGGAUCUAUUUAUCCUACGUCAUGAUCUUGUUAGAUCAUUUACUCAUAACAGUACCUCCAUUUGUGAAGAUCUGCGGACACCUCCAUCUGAGGCCAAGUCAGGUGUACGUUCUAAUCAGCCAAUCAGCAUCAUUGCUUCUGUAAAUUCUGUUUGAGGGAGCAAAAAAUACAGACCAGCACAUCCGAUUGCUGUAUCUUGAAACUGAAGGUGAAGGGCAAGUUACACAUGUGAAUAAUAAAGGUGCACCAUUUUAUUUUGUGGAUAUUUUGCGCACCGUGAUGUUGCUGAGCACCAUUGCAUCUUCACCCAUUGGGAGUACCAUCGAAGGAAUAUUUGUAUUCUCUGGGUUUUCUUUUGUUAUGAAAUGAAAAUUUAAUAAGCAAGAUUGCAAGAAAUAGUUUUAGAAAGAUGACAUCUGAUUGGCUCAAGAAUACAUGUAUCCUUCAUUUACCGUAGGUUGAGUGGUCAAAGUUCUCUCCGCUUUCACCUUAGCAACCUUUGGUGGUGUUUUCAGAUCUUCCUGUAGAGUGGUAUCAGAGAAGAUCAUUACAGAUCUUCAUGGUUAUAUUUCAGUGUUUUGAAACCAUGAUAACAUUUUGAUAUUUUUGUUGCCAUAAGUCUUUAAGUGCUUGAAUUUCAUCAUCCCUGAAUUGAGAACUGUAUAAAAUUUCACAGAACUCAUCACUGUUUGUGUUGACAUGUUGGUUUAUUAUCAUCAGAUCUUUCUUGGUGACAUCAGGGUGAUUUAGUAGCCAGACUGGCCAUGGCAAAAACCUUGGUUCGAUUCCCAGAUUGGGUACAGUGUGUGAAACCAGUUCUUGGUCCCCCUGCCAUGAUUCUGCUGAAAUGCUGCUAGUGACAUAAAACCCCACUGAACGUCCUCGCCAUCCUACAUUCCUCUCAACCCUUUUGUCUCUCCCCACUCCCCAAGGAAAGGUAAAUAAUUUUCAAAUUAGAUGUUCGGAUGAAUUCAUCAUCAUGAACACACCUAACAACUCUAUGAUCAAUUAAACAGAUUUCAUCUUAGUUCCUGCCCAGUGACGCUGAAUCCAACAAAUUAUUUGACUUGUACAGGCAAGGUUUAACUGAACAAUACCGGUCAUGUUAUUCUAACUUGUUUGGUGUAAUUUUACUUGUGGAUAACGUGGAGUGUCAAUGAUAUAACUAUACAAUGCUCAAAUAUUGCACAUGAAUGUCAUGGCGAAAACUGGUAGCAUGCAUCAUGUUCCUUCCACCUUCCUUGUGAUGUGUUAAUCAAUGUAUUGUCAAAUAGCAGAAGGAAGAUAUUAUGCAGGAAUGUUUUACUGAUUCAAGUGGUGCUUGACAUGAUCAGAACCAAUGCUUGAUGGAGGAUGUCUGCUCUCUGUAGUCAGAAGUUUGUUCUUUUCUGAGAUAGGUAAUGUUAAUAUCCAUAUGAUUUAAUCAAACUUUCAAUUUGAAAAUAAGGGGUAAGGAUGCAUUGAAUUGUAUAACAUCAUUAUUUCUAGAUUUUCCUUUUUUAGCGAAAGUGUAAUACUGUCCACAUUUAUGUAGCUGUAGUUUGUAAUGUGCAGAAACAUUCUUUUCAUGACAAUUAUGUAACUUUUUAUCAUCAAAACUUUAAGGAAUUGACUUUUGACUGAUUCUCAGCUGCACUAAUGGUUUUGUUAAAGGACUGAUUCAUAAUCUUAAUUCUGCAGUGAACACAAAUUCUCAAAAGCAGACAUCCUUAACGUUGCUAUGCCUUGUCGACUGAUCAGUUGCAGUGUGCCAGCAUCACAUCAUAUUUUGUAUAUUACCGAUGGAUGCCAUCGUAGUGUUCAGUUUACUGUACAUAGAUAUUUAUUAAAAAUAGAUUUCAUGAGAAUUAAAUAGUUGAUCACUUGUACUUUUUCUUCAUUUGGUUUAGACUAUAUCGUAAAUAUGCAUAUUUAUUACUUAGAAUACUCAGCUAAUCCAGAGACAGUUCUUGACACGGGAGUUAGUUGUACAGGGAGUAGUAUUCCAUCGUUGUGACAAUUUUCCUUGAAGAGCCAAUAGUCUUGAUACAUUUUUAAAACAAAUUAUUCUUAACUUUGUUUUUCUUUUUGCUAAGAAUUUGUAGACUGAUAUAUUAUGGGCAUUUGCACUGUACGGGAAAUAUUUGUAAAAGUAUUUUCGUGAAAGUAACAUCUAUUACUUUGAUACUGUCAGAAAAAAGAUGGAUUCUAUAUCACUUUAAGGGUUAGAACUUAACACCAGUUAGCUAGGCCAGGGCUAGUACAUAUUUCCCAACUGUUUUAAUAUUACAAGGGCAUUUUAUCUCUAUGCAGGCAAGUGAAGCUUUUGAGUUUAAUUCUAACCCUGACCUUAGACUUUCUGAUUGGUCAGUCAUGCUGUUUGACAGGUGCCAAUAGGGUAGCCUUAUGUCCUCAAUAUGUAGGGGUAGUAGGGUAGCCUAGUGGUAAGUGUUCAUUCACAGCAUUAAAGAGCCUAGUUUGAAACCUGAAAUAGGAACAUAUGAAGCCCAUUUCUGGUGUUCCCAGCAUAACAUAUCUAGAAGUAGAAUAUAUUCACUCAUAAUAUAUUCUAUCAUUAAUCAACACUGAAAUACUCCUCACUAGUCAGAAUUAAAUAGCAUAAAUAUUUCAUAAGUUAUUGUAUGUUUUUUUUAAAAUAAUUAGUAGCUUUUCCAUUAAUUAUCUGUCAGUAGCAGUUACUAAUGCCUUGGAGUUUGUUCAUUUUGAUAUUUUUCCUUUUACUUAGUCAAGAUCAAUAGUUGUGGAAUGCUUUGUACAAAUGAUAUGUUCUUUUGUUUUACGUUUAUAGAAUUAAUUAAGAUCUCUUCGAAUGGGCAAGGUCACAUUCAGAUGCAUGUUAAGAUUAUAUUUUUGAAUUUUGUCUGACCAUUUACUUUUGUGGUUUACAGAGUUUGCAAAUCAAAAUGUAUUCCGUCCAGGUAUGUCCUCAAUUAGUGAUGUUGACAUUUGUAUGAAGCACUUGUCUGUGAUAUUAUCUACAUGUUCUACGCUACUGUUGAAUAAAACAAGUCU